AUGAAAACAAAACAUCCUUUUACCCCAUUAACAAUUGAAAGACAACCACCACUUGAAAACUUACUUGAAUCAAAUGAAAUCACAUUAGACUCAAAUGCAGCAAAUUCCCAAACAUUAAUUAACCAAUACAUUCGUAGACCUCCUUUAAUAAGAAAGGCUGAACAAAUUGAUAAACAAGUAGUUAAAAUGGUUGCCAAAGGGCAUCACGCUCUAAGAAUUGUGGAUGAAAAGGAAAUGAGGCUAUUAAUUCAACUGGUAUCUCAAUGCCCAGGAUACCAGCUUCCUUCGAGAAAAACUUUGUCCGAAAACUUAAUACCUAAUGUAUAUAACAAUGUAAUGACUAAAAUACAGAAAAAAGUUGAAGCUGCAUCUGCAUUGUCACUCAGCACUUAUGGUUGGACCUCCAGCUAUAUAGCCAUUGUAGCCCACUUUGUAGACAACGAUACCAAACUCCAAUCAGCAUUACUUGGCUGUGUAAAUUUUAACGAUCGGCACACCAGCCUAAAUUUAUGCAAUUUUUUAAAAGAGGUAAUGUCGGACUGGAAUAUUUCACAUAAAAUUGCUGCUAUCAUUAGCGACAAUGCUGCUAAUAUUGUAUCUGCAGUCAGACUUGGUGGGUGGAGAAUAAUUGGGUGUUUUGAUCACUCAUUAAAUCUUGUUGUGCAACAAGCCACAAAAGAAAUAGCUGACGUUUUAACAAAAGUAAAAAAUAUCGUGGAGUAUUUUAAUAGAAGCACUCAAGGUCAAAACAAAAUUAAUAACAACGCAACAGCAAAUGAAUUUACCGGUGGUUAA
Brassicogethes aeneus is the source of this 795-nucleotide messenger RNA. Lineage: Eukaryota; Metazoa; Arthropoda; Insecta; Coleoptera; Nitidulidae. The record is from the annotation of a GenBank genome assembly.